CCUAGUAAUGGAUCCGCUCUCAAAUCGGAGACAUCAGACGGCAGAAUUUCCUUCCUUCCCCAAGCAAAAAUUAAAAUCCCUAGAGAAACCUCCGAACACUCCCCCAAGUCAAGUCCGAGCAAUCCUUUGAAUCAAAAGAGUAUACCAGAAGAAGAAGACUGAGCUCAAAGAACCCAAAAAUGGUUCCAGGGCUGAGACAAUUCACCGACCGGACCGGCGAAGUUGCCGGCGUGCCGGUGCUCGACACUGACAAUGGGGAGGAGAUGAAGUACGUCCAGCCCGGCGUCGCCAUUGUUAUCGCCAAUCGCUCACCGGAAUCUCCUGGAACUCUCUACAUUUCCUCCAGGAAGGUGGUUUGGUUGAGCGAUGUGGACAGGCAAAAGGGUUAUGCUGUUGAUUUCCUGGCGCUGUCACUCCACGCUGUGUCCAGAGAUCCGGAAUCUUUUCCUUCUCCCUGUAUUUACACUCAGAUUGAGACAGAAGCUGAUGAUGAUGAGUCGGACAAGUCGGAUUCGGAGUGUCAAGAAACAUUGGACUUAUCUAAAGUCACAGAGAUGAGGCUUGUUCCUUCUGACCCGAACCAAUUGGAUACUCUGUUCCAGAUAUUCUGUGAGUGUGCUGAGCUCAAUCCGGAACCAAUUGAAGAAGAUGAAGGUUUUGGAGGCGGCAACUGGGUUUUCAGUGCUGACCAGUUGGCUGAUAACGGCUCAGAUGUGGAAGCCCCCGAAUGGUUCUCCCCAAAUCCAACGAGCUCAAUUGGCCAUUCAAAUGGGGAUCAUGACAUUGCCCGUACCGUGCUUGAGCUGCAAAUCAAUGACCAACGAUUUGAAGAUGCGGAAGAGAUGGAACGUGAAAACGAGAAUAGCCCACAUAACUGACUCCUUAGAGCAAUGGUUGCAAGUUGUAAUGUGUUUUUUAACAGCAAUUCUACAACUUAAAGGCUCUCAGCAGUUCCUUGUAAAUUUCAGACCCUGCAUUUUGCUUUUGGAUAUGUAACCAGAGGGAUAUAGUGGCAGAAGAUGUCUCGGUAUGUAACGUUUUAGUGGGUGAAAAGAGUGUCUCUGCAAUGCCAGAGAUUAUGGCUAAAUCUUACUGCAAUAUCAUAGGCAAUUAGGCAUUGUGCUUUUUCUGGCUAAAUUGCAAAUUUGAUCACCUGAAUUACUAGUAAAUUUCACGUUAGCUACUAGAAUUACUUUAUUCCAUCUAUAGUCACUUAGAUUAGGUUAACAGUUCAAGUUUGGUCACUGAUCGUUAGUCUCCGUUAACUUUUGCUGAUGUGGCGGUCAACUCUUAUAGUUGACCGUUAAAUAAGUGACGUGGCAAUUAAAAAAUAAUAAAAUUUAAUUUUUCAU
Messenger RNA from Linum trigynum, 1352 nucleotides. NCBI's taxonomy places the organism in Eukaryota, Viridiplantae, Streptophyta, Magnoliopsida, Malpighiales, Linaceae. The record is from the annotation of a GenBank genome assembly.